Molecule: messenger RNA, 3585 nt
Organism: Macrobrachium nipponense
Lineage: Eukaryota; Metazoa; Arthropoda; Malacostraca; Decapoda; Palaemonidae
Exons: 3
Coding region: 1-3585 (1194 amino acids)
Molecular function (GO): nucleic acid binding
Source: RefSeq, a predicted model, not a curated record
AUGUCUGCGACACAAUUAGCAUAUUCCCUCCAACUUUAUGAGGAAACCUGCAAGGAUCUAUGCGCAAGCGCUGCUGACCUAAUUCAAAGGGCAAUUGAUGUUGAGUCCUUGACCUUGGAGGCAUAUCGUCUUAGGCUAGAGUCUCAAAUAAAGAAGUAUGAAGAACUCAACUUUAAGUACUUAGUUCAACUUGGAGAAGAAGGGUUCUCUGAGCAAGACCCUGAUAGAACACAGCUCACUGCAAAGCGGCAUCAUGCCAACCAAAUCAUCAUGCAAAGCACCGAAGUUUUGGAGAAACUAAAAAUCAUUUGCAUGGAAGCCAAACCCCAGAGUAUUGCAACAGAGUUUAGGCCAUUGCAUAAGGUUAAGUUGCCGUCUUUAUCACUACCAGAAUUUGAAGGGAUCGAUGGAGAAUGGGCCCCCUUUUGGGAUGUUUUCGAGUCUAAUGUUCACUCUCAUCCAGACUUGAGAGCUGUUGACAAAUUUAAUUACCUGAAGGGAUGUUUGAAGGGUGAAGGUCUAGCUCUGAUUAAAAAUAUCCUUGUCACGAAUGAAAACUAUUUAGAUGCCAUUGACAUGUUGAAGAAAACUUAUGCUGAUCCAGAAAAAAUAACCUCAUCUCUAAUUUGUCAAGUAGCAGGCCUGCCUAAACCUUCUGCAGAUCUGGAUUCACUACGUGGCUUCCGGGCUAAACUUGAACAAUAUGUUAGAGGAAUAGAAAGAAACAAACCUAAUUCGGAGCACUGCACCUGGAUACUUGGUCCUUUAGUUUUCCAAAAACUACCUGGCAAGGUGAAAGAACAAAUCGAAAACAAGUGUGGACGGGACUACCCCUCCCUCCUAGAUAUUAGAGAGGGGCUAGGAAAGAUAAUCCUGACCUUGUCUUCUUUAGAUUUUGAACCCAAGGAUUACUCCCAUAGAAAACCCAAGCCUAACCAAAGUUCCAAUAGACCAGGUAAUCAGACCAAAACCCAGGUUAGUAUUUCUGUCACUCUGGGUCAGCCUAAUAAGACAGCUAGAACUCAAAGUUGUGUAUUCUGUGAUAGACCAGAACAUAAAGCCUACCAGUGUGACAAUUACAAGACCACGCAAGAGCGCAUUUCAAGACUUACGGCACAAAAUCGUUGCGUGAAAUGCACUUCACCUAACCAUAAGACAACAGAUUGUCUUGUAAAGUUCCACAAAUGUCUGACAUGUAAAACUGGACUACACCAUUCAGCAUUGUGCCCUGAUUCCUCAACUGAAGUCUCUGCUGUGAACUAUUGUGGAGACAAUGACGGUGACAAAGACUUAAAGUCACAAACAAGUGGAAUUCUCCCUACUGCCUUAAUGAAAGUGGUGUGUCCGCCCUCAGGCAACACCAAGGAACUUAGAUCACUGUUUGACUCCGGGGCGCUACGCACCUUCAUCACACAAGAGGCAGUGGAAGAGUGUAAACUUGAACGAGACAAUCCUGUCCAACUGAGCAUCAGUGGGUUCUGGGAUACCAAAGAACCUAGAGAAUAUAGUACGGUCACUGUACCUGACAACCUUGUAACUUUAAAGGCUAUUGUCGUACCUAAACUGCCUCAGAGCGCUAGGCCUCGUGGACUCUCAAACGGAGUGAACCUGACUGAGUCCUCCUUAGAAUGUCUGGUCGCUGGUAAACUGCCUAGUAAUGACACCCCUAUCAAAACUCAUUCUAUAACUGUAUUGAGACUGGCAGUUGAUGAACCUUCCAAAGCUGCUCUAGAGAUACCACUUGAGAUGUCUGAUAGCAAAUUUGCUGAAGACCCCAUCCAACAGCUUUGGACCCUAGAAUCAGUCGGAAUUGUUGAUCAAGAUAUGUCACCUGAGGAUAAGUUUGUACUGGAAGAAUUCAAGAAUUCCAUCAAUAUGAUCAUCAAAGAACAACUGUCUCUCGGCUUCAUUGAAACAGUGCCAGAAGAAGACCACAAGUUGACAAAUGUCCAUUAUUUACCCCAUUUACCCGUGAUUAAGGAUUCAACUACAACGCCCAUUUGUAUUGUAUUUGAUGCAAGUGCCCAGAUGGACAAGCAGGCCCCUAGUCUGAAUGAUUGCUUAUACUCUGGCCCAUCCUUGACUAGUCAUCUAACUGACUUGUCGUUAAAAUUCCGUCUCGACCCAUUUGCGGUAUCGGCAGACAUCAGCAAAGCCUUCUUACGGGUAGGUCUCCAACCUAUAGAUCGUGAUUAUACACGUUUCAUCUGGCUAAAAGAUCCUAACAAUGAAAAGGACCUUCAAGCCUAUAGGUUUGGAUCAGUUCUCUUUGGAGCCACCUGCUCACCUUUUCUACUCCAGUCGACCUUGCAACAUCACUUUGAAACCUACCCCACUUCACCUGAAGUUAGUUUCCUCAUGACCAAAUUUUAUGUGGACAACUUAAUUGGUUCCUUACCUACAACAGUCAGUUUCUGCAACCUUUACAAGAUUGCAAAGGAAGUUCUGUCAGAUGCUGGAAUGCCUUUAAGAGAAUGGAUCAGUAAUGAUCAAACCUUCAACGAAAUGGUAACACAAGAAGGUGAUGGAACAACAGAGGGCUCAGAUCUUGUCAAAGUUCUAGGACUUCAUUGGAACUACAAGACUGACCACUUAAGCAUAAAACCCCCUACCUUUGAGGAAGCUCCGCUUACCAAACGGCUACUUUUGAGCAACCUUUCAAAAGUAUUUGACCCUCUAGGAUUGUUUGCUCCCAUAAUUGUACGAGCCAAAGUUCUUAUGCAAAAGGUCUGGAAACUAUCUAAAAGGUGGGAUGAGAUUUUGCCACCAGAACUUCAAGAAGAGUGGUCGAAGAUCAAGAAAGACCUUGAGAACUUUUCAUACCAGGAAUUCCCACGCUUUACAGCCAACAGAGGGACUAACUACUCUCUUCACGUAUUCUGUGAUGCUAGUGAAAAGGCCUAUGGGGCUGCAGCCUAUUUGAUGGACCAACAUGAAGGUGCAAACCUAGUUUUCUCCAAAGCAAGAGUCGUCCCUCUCAAAAAGAAGAGCAUACCACAACUUGAACUGACUGCCAACUAUAGUGCAGUCAAAAUAGCUGACUACCUCAGAACCGUUUUCACUACCGAUGGUGUCAAGAUUACUGACACUGUCAUAUGGUCUGACAGUAAAGUUGCCCUACACUGGAUUCAAAACAACAAAUCUAAAAACGUCUAUGUCCACAACAGAGGAAUUUCCAUGCGGCAGCUUAAGAAAAGUCAAAUUUGGUUCCAUGGCCCAAGUUGGCUCCCGAACCCAGAGAUGUGGCCAGAGCAGACAGAAGUAUCUACAUGCUACCCACCUGAAACACCUGAAGAAGUUUUAACUACAGUUGUCAGUGAAGAAGCUACUUUUCCCAUAGAGAUCCGUAGGUUUGCUUCCCUUCCUAAACUUAUAAAUGUCACUAGGUUAGUAAUUAAGUUCACUAGGCUCCUUAAAGGUACCAUUGGGAAUCGUAAAACUAAGAACUCGGGACCCGUAAACUCUGAAAAUGUCGAAGUACAGAACUCAGAAGCAUUACGAAUACUUAUUGGCUUCACACAGAGUCAGUAUUCCCCAGAGGCGUUGUCAUACCUUAACAAGAAUUCCCACAAAAUUCCAACCUGA